AUGGAGAGCCUUUUAACAGCCGUCAAGACGGUAAAUAUCAGAACCCACGAUGAAAAGGAGAGCCUAUCAAAGGCUGUGCCACCGGACACCACGCAUUCCACACUUCGGGAACAACCUGUUAUAGAAGGAAAUAGUAUCGUUGAUACGCUGCAGGGGGCCCUCCGGACUCUCAGCUCCCAUCCCUCGGAUUCUCAGUUUCUCCAGGCCUUGAACUUCCUUGACCCUGCUCAUUCCACUCAGUCCGGGUACGACGUAACGGACUUGGAGACAUCUACUCUUCCCAUUUUGAAUAGCCUGGUUUCUGUUGCGAUUAAUGAUCGCUGGGCCAAUCUUGAAAAUGAACAUAGGUCGUCUCCCAAAUCCAGGAGGGACAAGACCCCGUUGGCAAUCGUGUUGAGAUGCUUGACAAGUGUUGGCGGAAUUGGGGCUUUGAUUGUAAACCUUCGGACAAACAUUGACCGAUUUGAAACCCAACAAAGUGGCGAGAGCCUAGGCAGACAGGUAGUCCUCCGUGAUACGCUGGCUGCUCUCUCAUACGUUUUGAAGACUCCGGAUUUUCUACUAAGGAUCUAUCAACGCAUCGCCAAAUUCUCAUCCAGCCCGAAAAAGAGGCUUGCUUGGUCACAAUUAAUUUCAUUUCUUGCCUCGGGGCGUGUAUUGUCCAUUGCAGCAGAAUCUCUUGGGUUGGUCAAAGAAGUGGAAGUACCAGAUUCAAUACGGUGGAUUGGAGAAGGUAAAAGCUACGCUUCUUGGCUUGGAAAAUGCAUCGUAUCCAUGGCCCUAAACCUGGAUGACAAUGAUAGCGAAGGAUGGGGCAGUCUUGCGAAAUUCAGUCAACGCGCUUUAAGCCUUGGGUAUCAGAGUGAGUGA
Molecule: messenger RNA, 870 nt
Organism: Uncinocarpus reesii 1704
Lineage: Eukaryota; Fungi; Ascomycota; Eurotiomycetes; Onygenales; Onygenaceae
Exons: 1
Coding region: 1-870 (289 amino acids)
Source: RefSeq, a predicted model, not a curated record